GCUUGAUCAACAUUUUCGUGCUAUUGGGGAAAGGUCGGAGUCCCACGCAGUUGCAAAGUUCUCAUCCUGUGCCUAACACUAGGAAGACUGUUAUGUGGGGAAGAGGCUCUCUGUGAAAGCCACUGCCCUGUCUGAAUAUUGUGAAGACUUCACCCAAGCUUUGAAUAUUGUGAAGACUUCACCCAAGCUUUGUAAGCAGCUGAGAGAUUGGUGCUUCUUAUGCACUCCAGCACCCCUAUUAGCUCAUUGUUCUCCUUCACCAGCCCAGCAGUGAAAAGACUGCUGGGCUGGAAGCAAGGAGAUGAAGAGGAAAAGUGGGCGGAGAAGGCUGUAGAUUCCCUGGUGAAGAAACUGAAGAAGAAGAAAGGUGCCAUGGAAGAGCUUGAGAGGGCUCUGAGCUGUCCUGGCCAGCCCAGCAAGUGUGUCACAAUCCCACGCUCCUUGGACGGGAGGCUGCAGGUGUCCCAUCGCAAGGGGCUGCCCCAUGUCAUCUAUUGCAGAGUGUGGCGUUGGCCUGAUUUACAGUCUCACCAUGAAUUGAAACCACUGGAAUGUUGCGAGUUUCCAUUUGGCUCGAAGCAGAAAGAAGUGUGCAUCAACCCCUACCAUUACAGACGGGUGGAGACCCCAGUGUUGCCUCCAGUAUUGGUUCCAAGACACAGUGAGUUUAACCCGCACCUCAGCCUCCUUGCCAAGUUCCGGAGUGCUUCCCUCCACAGUGAGCCUCUGAUGCCACAUAAUGCCACUUAUCCUGAUUCUUUCCAGCAGACUCCCUGCACCCCUUUUCCAUCAUCACCCAGUAACAUGUUCUCUCAGUCACCCAGCAGCAUCAGUUACCCCAACUCCCCAGGAAGUUCUUCUGGACCAGGAAGCCCAUAUCAACACACGGUUGAAACACCACCCCCACCUUACAAUGCAAGAGAAACACCAGGAAACCAAAAUGGACGAUCAAUGGAUUCAACACCUGACAAUCAGUUAGUGCUAUCAUUGCCCAAUGGAGAUUUUCGACCUGUUUGCUAUGAGGAACCCCAGCACUGGUGCUCAGUUGCCUACUAUGAACUCAACAACCGGGUAGGAGAGACUUUCCAGGCUUCUUCUCGGAGUAUUCUUAUAGAUGGGUUCACAGAUCCUUCAAAUAACAGGAACAGAUUCUGUCUUGGACUGCUCUCCAAUGUCAACAGGAAUUCUACUAUAGAAAACACCAGGCGACACAUAGGAAAGGGUGUCCAUCUCUAUUAUGUUGGUGGUGAGGUGUAUGCAGAAUGCGUGAGUGACAGCAGCAUUUUUGUACAGAGCCGCAACUGUAAUUAUCAGCAUGGUUUCCACCCAGCCACUGUCUGCAAGAUUCCUAGCGGCUGCAGCCUCAAGAUUUUCAACAACCAGCUUUUUGCCCAGUUGCUUGCCCAGUCAGUCAACCAUGGCUUCGAGGUGGUAUAUGAGCUGACCAAGAUGUGCACUAUCCGAAUGAGCUUUGUUAAAGGCUGGGGAGCAGAAUAUCAUCGCCAGGACGUUACAAGCACUCCCUGCUGGAUUGAGAUUCAUCUGCACGGACCAUUGCAAUGGCUGGAUAAGGUGCUGACACAGAUGGGCUCACCUCAUAACCCUAUCUCCUCAGUCUCUUAAGAAUCAUCUCUAGUAUUAUGUAUAGGAUGGAUGCUAUUGCAGGCAGUGGCUUAUAGAAUCUCCGAUUUGCAAAGAAAAGAAGUUUCUAUAUGUAGAUGUAAAUAUAUAUACAUAUAGUCUACUUAUCCCUGUUGGGUUUUUUUUUCAAUGGUAUGUUUUGUGAUUUCUAGUUAACACGAUGCUAGUAUGACAAGGUUAGAAAUUCAAGGUUAGCACAUGUGUUCUUUCUCCUGGAAAGAGCAAAAUGUUUCCUGUGAGCAUCUUCACUUUCCAAACAAGUCUUUGCAAUGAUAAUUCUCUUACAACACAUGGAUUAAGACUCGCAGCUGCAGAGAACCAGCACCACAACUAUGCACCACUUACAUCCAUUUUAAAUUCUGGGGCUGUAAGCAGGUAAACUGGCCCACAGGAUUUGUGCAUACGGUGAAUUUCAGCUGGAGAGCUAAAGGAAUAAACAGCCGUUCCUGUCUGUCUCCCUAUUUGUGGCAUUCCUCAGGGUACAGUCUAGACUGUUGAACAGCUGGGUCCCCUCAGUUCUCAACCUAGGGUGCUUUUUACACUGCUUUUAUACAGAAGUCAGAAUUGGAUACGUAGAAAUAUAAGGGUACGUCUAGACUACAUGCC
Pelodiscus sinensis (Chinese soft-shelled turtle) is the source of this 2247-nucleotide messenger RNA. NCBI's taxonomy places the organism in Eukaryota, Metazoa, Chordata, Testudines, Trionychidae. The record is from RefSeq and is a predicted model, not a curated record.